CAAGCAGAAAUAUGUCUUAACGUACAUUAUGACGAAAUCGAGAAACGACGUCACAAGUUGCAGGUGCGAUUUCAAAAUGGCGACGCCCAUGCUUUGACAUGUUUACAAUUUAAUAUUUGACAUGGAUACGUUUGAGGAUUUAGAAGAUUUACUUGAAGUGUUUGGAUUGGGAAGUAAAUCUAGUACAUCAAAUAGCCAAUGUACACAGGAACUUGCAGAAGCUGGAACUACAAAUGAUGAUGCUGAUGAUGAAAUGUCCGUGGAAAACCUGGUGGAAAACUUCAUGGCAGCUAGUGUUCAAACCGAUACAGCUGGCGAUGAACACAACGAUGAUACACAUCUAAACCAAAUAGAUGAGUUUGACGAAGAUGAUCCCCAAAGAGAUCUCGCAACUAUCAAACAUAAACUUCAAGAGGGGUGUGGCUGUAAACUUUGUUGUUUCAAAGGUGUUACAGUAGGAGUUGUUCUAGACAAUAUUCUUAGAAUGAGAGAGAUGUCAAAAGACAAUAAAGAGUUAUUUGUCAUGGGAAACUUGCGUGAAAAACUUGGUACUGACCGGUGCAAGGAGGGAGAACGACAACGAGUGCGCUUUGAAUACAAUUUCCAAGGAAAGACGGUUUGCCAGAAAGCAUUUUGUUUGAUAUAUGACAUGGGGAAAAGCACUGUGAAGCGUAUUCAGAAACACAUUUCCACAAAGGGUGUAGGACCGCGGGUUCAUGGUCUAGUAGGAAGAAGACCGUCAAAUGCAUUUUCCUCUGACGUCAUCAAAGAUGCAGUGCAGUACUUAAUAAACUAUGCAAUCGAAGAGGGACUUCCACAGCCAGCACCACCAAGAGGCCGAGAUGAUACACCGCCCAUUUAUCUACCUGCAUCAAAAACUAAGAUCAUGAUUCAUCAAGAAUAUAUGGAAGCUUGUGUACAAAGUGGUAAGGUUCACGUUGGAAGGUAAACAUUU
Molecule: messenger RNA, 955 nt
Organism: Mercenaria mercenaria
Lineage: Eukaryota; Metazoa; Mollusca; Bivalvia; Venerida; Veneridae
Exons: 3
Coding region: 122-949 (275 amino acids)
Source: RefSeq, a predicted model, not a curated record